This is a messenger RNA of Drosophila rhopaloa, 1809 nucleotides long. It is a transcript of the gene Pdha, whose product is annotated as pyruvate dehydrogenase E1 component subunit alpha, mitochondrial. Gene Ontology annotation, molecular function: pyruvate dehydrogenase (acetyl-transferring) activity. The record is from RefSeq and is a predicted model, not a curated record. The coding region runs from base 188 to 1465 and encodes 425 amino acids. NCBI's taxonomy places the organism in Eukaryota, Metazoa, Arthropoda, Insecta, Diptera, Drosophilidae. Gene Ontology annotation, cellular component: intracellular membrane-bounded organelle. The transcript has 5 exons. Gene Ontology annotation, biological process: pyruvate decarboxylation to acetyl-CoA.
UCACACUGUUGUUGUGCAAUAUAGUAGUUGAUAAACUAAUCGCUAUUUUUUUGCGGUUUUAACGACGCGCGGCGGUGCGACUGAGACAGAUAAAUCGUGCGAUUAGAUCAGGAUAAACCCAUCAUUUAGGAACCCCAUUCACAACCAAUUUUUCCAUCAGUCGAACGAGAAAAGAAAAAAAGCGAAAAUGUUCCGUACUCUGUCACGCGUUAGCGAAUUGCCCAUUAUUGUUAAGCAACUUCAAAAACAUAACAACAACAGGAGGAUAUAUAACAACAACAUCGGAAAUGGAAGAUAUUCAUCGUCGUUUUUCGGUCUAUUCCAGAAUGCAGCCCAAGCAGGUGCUUCAAAAUCGAACAAUUAUGCCACGGAGGCCACCAUCUCAGUGAAUCGGCCCUUCAAGCUGCACCGCCUCGACGAAGGACCCGCCACGGAAGUCAAACUGACUAAGGAUGAGGCGCUCAAGUACUACACACAGAUGCAGACGAUCCGGCGGUUGGAGACGGCGGCGGGUAACCUGUACAAGGAGAAGAUCAUCCGUGGCUUCUGUCACCUGUACUCCGGCCAGGAGGCCUGUGCCGUCGGCAUGAAGGCGGCGAUGCGCGAUGUGGACAACAUCAUAUCGGCAUACCGUGUCCACGGCUGGACCUACCUGAUGGGCGUCUCUCCCAGUGGCGUUCUGGCGGAACUCACGGGUGUCCAGGGUGGUUGUGCCCGCGGCAAAGGUGGCUCCAUGCACAUGUACGCCCCGAACUUCUACGGCGGCAAUGGCAUCGUGGGCGCCCAAGUGCCCCUGGGAGCCGGUGUUGGCCUGGCCUGCAAGUACAAGGGCAAUGGCGGCAUGUGCCUGGCUCUCUACGGCGAUGGUGCCGCCAACCAGGGCCAGGUCUUCGAGGCCUACAACAUGGCCUACCUGUGGAAAUUGCCCGUGAUCUUCGUCUGCGAGAACAACAACUACGGUAUGGGAACCAGCUCGGAGCGUGCGUCCUGCAACACGGACUACUACACCCGCGGUGACGCCCUGCCCGGAAUCUGGGUGGACGGCAUGGAUGUGCUGGCCGUGCGCAGUGCCACGGAGUUCGCCAUCAACUAUGUGAACACCCACGGACCUCUGGUUUUGGAGACCAACACGUACCGAUACUCCGGCCACUCGAUGUCCGAUCCGGGCACCUCGUACCGCACGCGCGAGGAGAUCCAGGAGGUGCGCCAGAAGCGCGAUCCCAUCACUUCCUUCAAGGAGCUGUGCAUCGAGCUCGGUCUGAUCACCACCGAUGAAGUCAAGGCCAUCGAUCUGAAGGUGCGCAAGGAGGUCGACGAGGCCACCGCCUUCGCUAAAUCCGAUUCCGAACUGGGCGUGAGCCACCUCUGGACGGACGUCUACUCCAAUAACUUGGAACCCAAGCUGCGCGGCAUUAUCGCCUACGAUAUUGACCACAUCCAGGAGCGCAAGGGUGUCAAUCACUAAGUCAUCGGGCCGACGAAUCUGGUUCGGGAACUCACAAGAGACAAAAUCGAAGAUACACUAAAACACCAACUAAAACAAUCACAGACAGACACGAAGACACAACUCAGACACUUAGACACAAGCGAAAUCUCUAGCUCUUAAGCCGAAUGUUAAAUGAUGAGAACCCCGUAGAUCGGACCCAAAAGAGACCCACAAAAGCUUAGCUAAUCGGAGCACUCCAACCACAUCGUAGCGCACCACAUUACUCUUGGUAACUGCAUUGGAUAUUAUUAUAUUGCGAACGUGUUCAAUAAGGAUAAAGUGAGGUGUAAAUUGUUUAAAAUAUACAUACCUAGAAAAAUUAA